Molecule: messenger RNA, 1912 nt
Organism: Trametes versicolor FP-101664 SS1
Lineage: Eukaryota; Fungi; Basidiomycota; Agaricomycetes; Polyporales; Polyporaceae
Exons: 4
Coding region: 1-1863 (620 amino acids)
Source: RefSeq, a predicted model, not a curated record
AUGUCUACGCCCUCGAGGGUAGACACCCCCAACACCGGCGCCUUAGGCUUUCUAAGCCGAGGCAUCCGUUCAGUGUCGAGCUUCGUCUCGACCAUGUUCUCCUCACAGGCAGCCGAGGUAUCGGCACACGACGUACCCGCGGAUGAAUCGGCACCGGCAACACCUCGCGCGUCCCAGGCAUCCGACGACCUCGCGCACUCCGGCUCGUCCUCUUCGGAGGACAUCGACAACUCGGCCCCCGCUCUCGACGACCCAACCAGCGAGGACGACGCUCACUCGGUCUCCUCGCAGGAGGAGCAAUCGGUUGGCCCGGACGUCCUCGCGACGCGGGCUCUGGAAAUGGCAUCGGUAGCUGGUCCAUCGAACACGUCCUCUUCUGGCAUGCUCGUUGUGCCAGCAUCAUCAUCGGCGGACCUCAACCCUGACCCGGACAACCCCCCUCGACCCGCACCGUCCGCAGCGGCGGUCUUGUAUCGGCAACGCGCCCCGCUCCGUCGCGAAGGCGCGUUCUACGGACUACCCGGUCCUUCGUCUACGGCGAAUGAAGCGUCCACCUCCUCUGCCCCGGCCCCUCCACCCCGGCCUCGCGGGCAGCUGCGGCGCGAACCGGUUUGGCACGACGGCGAGGACCCGAGCACGGUAGCCCCCGCGAGCGAACUUCGGGGCAGGGAUCCACGGACCAUCCCCGAGAACCGGUACUGGCACCCGCGCUGGGGUCCGAUCCCCACGCUUCGGCAGAUCCACCCCGGCCCCGGCACUCCCUCCGCGCGCGACGUCAUCGCCUGGCUGCAGCAACGGUACGGCACGAGCUCGAACGCGUUCUGGCAGGCCGUCGACCACGUCUUCCCGCUCCCCGACGGCGUCGACCACGCGCCCCUCUUCGCGCGGAUCCUCGAAACUAGCCAGUGGCGGAACCAGGACCCGAACUGGAUGGACGGCGUCGAGCCUGUAGAGCGCGUGCGCGAACCUGCGCGCGCGGACGACGCGGCGGACUCGGACGCGGACGCGGAGAGCGUCGGGUACUUCAGCGACGACGACGCAAUGGUAGAGGAUGCGGAGGACACCACGGCUGCCCCUCAGGCUGGCCCGUCAUCGCUGGCACUGGUGCCGUUCCGGUCUUCGUCGCGCGCGCCCAGUCGCGCCUCCUCGGUACACUCCUCCCCGGUACACUCCUCCUCGGCACUGCCCGCGUCGUCGCCUGGCGCAGGAGCCUCCACGCAGUCGCCGGGUCACCUGAAGCGCGCACGCGACUCGAAUGGCGAUGCGUCCGACGAAGAACGGUCUACGCCGCGGCGGCGACUCGAUCCCGAGCCCCAACAGUCCCCAGCCGCUUCCUCGUCUUCGUCCUCGGCCACUUCCCGGAGGAUUACCCGCUCUGCCUCGCACUUCUCGCGGCGCGGCGCGUCGUUCGCGCCCGCACCCGUCGCAGGUCCCAGCAGACCCGCGCCUGCACCCCGGGCACCGCAGAUCACGGUGACCCCACCGUCGCGGGACGUGUCCUUCACACUGCCGCGGCCGCCGACGGAAGGGUACCUGGCGCCAGGGGUGGGUCGGGGGAUGAGGCGUAGACGGUCCUCAUCGAGCUCGUCGCGAGGAAGUUCCCGGUCGUCCCCGUCCUCCUCCUCCUCCUCGCAGACGAUCCUCCGUCCCCUGAGCACAGCUGCCGAGAGCAGCACUAGCACUCCGGGCGCCGGUCCCUCCUCCCUCCGUGGUCCGUCCUCCCCAGGGCCAUCCGGAGAGAGCGCUCAGCGGCGCCAUAAACGGCGACGCGACGAGGCGGAGGCGGAGGACAAAGGUCGCAGCGACGACAAGCGUCCGCCAGAAGACGAAGGGUCCAGCCGAAAACGGCCAAAGCGGAAGUGAUUGGUCGCGCCUGCGGUUUGCUGACGCGGUGCAUAGACGAUUAUACCCC